Molecule: messenger RNA, 396 nt
Organism: Parasteatoda tepidariorum (common house spider)
Lineage: Eukaryota; Metazoa; Arthropoda; Arachnida; Araneae; Theridiidae
Product: zinc finger BED domain-containing protein 5-like
Source: RefSeq, a predicted model, not a curated record
AUGUUUGCAAAUGGGGAUGAUUGUACUAAAAUUUACAAGGCUGAAGAAGAACAUGUAAAAGGUGUUUUCGUAACCAUUGAAAAUCAUUUAACCAUGCUAGUAAAGAGUUUUAAAAAAUAUUUUCUUGCUGAUGACAAACUGAUAGCAAGUUACGAGUGGGUUAGGGAUCCAUUUCAUAAGACACCCGAAGAACUCUCAAUUGAUGAGGAAGAAAAUUUGAUAGAUUUCACGACAAGUGGUGAAACUAAAAGACAAUUUAGUAAUAAACCACUGUUUGAAUUUUGGGCAGGAGUAGAGGAUGAUUUUUCUGCACUGAGAACAAGGGCAUUUCGCAUUCUAUUACCAUUUUCAACAUCUUACCUUAGUGAAACUGGAUUUUCUGCUGUGGCUCUUUGA